UGCCACCUGUCAGUGCCGAUCAGUGCCACCUAUCAGUGCCAGUCAGUGCCACCUAUCAAUGCCAAUCAUUGCCACUUAUCAGUGCCAGUCAGUGCCGCCUAACAGGGCCAGUCAGUGCCGCCUAACAGGGCCAGUCAGUGCCGCCUGUCAGUGCCAGUCAGUGCUGCCUAUCAGUGCCACCUAUCAGUGCUGCCUAUCAGUGCCAUAUAUGAGUGCUGCCUUUCAGUGCCCAUCAGUGAUGCCUGUCACUGCCCAUCAGUGCCACCUACUAGUGCCUCCUCAUCAGUGCCCAUCA
Molecule: messenger RNA, 295 nt
Organism: Staurois parvus
Lineage: Eukaryota; Metazoa; Chordata; Amphibia; Anura; Ranidae
Source: the annotation of a GenBank genome assembly